Molecule: messenger RNA, 1043 nt
Organism: Fopius arisanus
Lineage: Eukaryota; Metazoa; Arthropoda; Insecta; Hymenoptera; Braconidae
Exons: 4
Coding region: 98-961 (287 amino acids)
Source: RefSeq, a predicted model, not a curated record
GCUAUUUAACCGUGCAGUCUGAACAAGGUUAAUUGACACAAGUGGCCGAACCCUCAGUGAACAUCACUGAUUCUUGAGUCAAAAUGGUGUGAUAUCAAUGCACUAUAUAAGCAGGCGUAUGAAUGUCGUCAAUGCUACAGUUGUCACAUCUAAGCAGUUCAGAGCAACAAUGAAAAACGCGGUGAUUGUGUGCGCUAUUCUCCUCAUCUCGGGGACCCAAGCCUCUUUCAUUGGGGACUCAGUGACGGCGAUUCAAGAGAAGAUCGAAUCUGGAAUCGAUGCUGCCAUCAAGCAAGUUCAAGAGAUAGUGCAAAGUGCACAGAAAAAGGCCCAGCAAAUUGGUGAGGAUUUGAAGGUGGAGGCUGAGGCCAUCGCUCAACGCACGUACGAGCUCAUUCGUCAACGACUUUCAGAAAUUGACGAGAGGAUCGUGAAUAUUACGAGCGUAGCCGGAGUCGACGUGGAUGAGUGUAUCAAGAUCGGCGAGACCCUGGAAACCCCGGUCCUCGCAUCAAUCUCCAACAUGAGCUCAUGUGUCGUUGAGAAACUCCAACUGGGGAGCGGAUACGUAGAGAGCAUGGUGGCUGUCUCCAAUAACGUUAUCGAAACCCUCAAUAAUCUCAGGGAAGAGGCUAGGAAUUGUUCUAAUGAAGUUGAUGGAGUCAAGGGUGCAACUAAGGCUAUUCUUUGCGCUAAUGUUGCUGCAGCUAAAGCAACAUGGGCAACGGCUAAAGGUGUCCCGUCAGUAACAGCCUCUGUCGCUAAGCUCUCAUAUCUCUUGGGUACGCUCCACAUAACUCUUCCCUACUGCACCGCCCAACGUGGAUUUAUUUCUUUGGUACGUGAGUCUGACCGAGUUAUUGCUGAGGUGCGAAGCUGUGUAGACCGUAAAAUCAUCGAGAGCAAACCGUCUCCAUCUUCAUCCGCAUCUCCACUACCAGAACUGCCCCCACAGCUCUAAAUUAAUUGAAACCCUAAUGUAUCCCCUAAUGUAUCCCCAAAUUUUAUGAAAAGAAAAUAAAAAUGCAUUGCGGUGAGAGGAA